Symbiodinium sp. CCMP2592 is the source of this 2934-nucleotide messenger RNA. Lineage: Eukaryota; Dinophyceae; Suessiales; Symbiodiniaceae. The record is from the annotation of a GenBank genome assembly.
AUGGAACGCCUACGGGCUGCAGGCAGAUCAUGUCGAACUUGGUGGAGAGACACGACCGACCCCAUGCUGCUCACAAGCCCCUUCCUGGAACGGCAGUCUCUCCCGAAGAUUCUGAAUAUCUACAACAUAUACUGGGCUGUGGACCACUGGCUCUACGUCCACUGGGAUGGCAGAUGCAAGGAUCAAGACAGAACGGUGGCCAACGUUCGACUAGGUCUGGCCAUCUUAAUUCUGGCGUUGCUCCUGUUUUGGCCAAGCAUAUACCGUGUGCACGCAUUGAAAGUGGAAGCCGCGAGUGCAUUGCUCAUGUGUGCAGCGAUGGAUCAACUAUGUCGACACGGGGUCCCAGAGCACGUCCCAACGUGGCGGCUGUAUUGGCGAGUCCAGCUUAUGCUGCUCAUGACUCUCAAGCUGCAUCCUCUGAGCCUUUCUGUUGCAGUUGCCUUCCAGAUGUGGGGAUCUCUUGCAACUUUCCCGGAGGACUUCCUCAUGAAUCGGUCGUGGCACGAACCUGGUCUCCUUGCGAACGAAUCGUUGCAGAGGUUUUUGGUGUUGUGCGCAUAUCCAGCAGCCAUCUGGUGCUGGUACCUCUUCAGCUUCACCUCCAAAAUCUAUGCCAUCAAGACUGGGCAAGUGGUCCCUGAGAGUGGGCACACCAGCUUCAGAGAAAGAGCAGAGCAACUGCUUCUCGACGAGGGGCAGUCUAGCUUCUGGCGGUGGUGGACAAGGUCGAUGCAUGAGUGUGUGACGGACUCUCCCCUGUCUUCCAGGAACAUCCCGGCGGCCAUCAUUUGCUGCAUAAUUCUUUGGGGCAGCCAUAUGGUGUAUGUGGACGUCGCUGUGAGGUUUGUGCAGACGCCGGCCAGCGGGACUUGCCAUGUUGUUCCGGCCAUGCUGCAGCAAGACUUGAGUCAUGGCGCCCUCAGCUUGCUGGUGAUUGUCAUGACAGGUUUCAUCACUUCGUUUCUGCGACGGGUCGGCUUUCUGGGCUAUGCCCUGACGAAGGAUCUGCCUCUUCUGGCAUGCGCGCUUGCCCCUUCGGCGAUGAGUUUUGCGCUGCACGUGUGGAUGCUUAACAACACGUGCCUGCACAGUCUUCCGGCCUUUGCCAUUUUCUCUGCGCCGAUCGCGGGGGUGGGACUGGUUGAAGCAUUGUUCGUCCUCUCCCUUUCCCAUGUGCACCCCACCGUCAUGUGCGUGGCCGUGAUCCUUUGUUGUAUAUACCUCUCCUGGUUGGAAGGCAUGAUCCCGGGCUGGAGGCUGCAUCCCGCGACGCUCUACCAGUUCAUGAUUGGCGAAGUGCUGCUGCUGAUCUUACACUCCUGGGGUCAUGCUUCCGUGGUUCGCACGGUCUGGGCUGCGGUAGAAAGGAGCCAGGCCAACGCACAGAGCAUGGAGCAACUUCGGUCCUGGAAUCGCGACGAGGAUCGCGAGCGGAGAUCUUGGAUGCAGCUCGUGCAGCUUCAGUCCGAGGGGCCGGCCGAGACUAAGCCCAUGCCGGCGAGAAGUUUGGCUUCAAUCGCCGAGGAGCUCAAGAUGUCGAUGGCCUCUUCUUCGAGCCCGACUGAUGAGGCCGGCCAGGACUUGCCAGCACUGCAUCUCGAGGUGGAAGGUGCAGAGACGGCUUACCGCCCUCAGGCCUCUGUGGCCGUCCUUCGGCACGGUGAGCGCCAGGAUGCCGUUUUCGAUUCCGGCUGGCAUCAGACGGAGGACGCAGCGAAAUAUCCCGGAGAUUGUCCAAUCACUGACGAGGGCGUGAGGACCGCCAGGGAGGUGGCACGCACACUCCGUGAUUUUGGCGACUAUGGAAUCGUCGUUUCCUCGCCAUAUCUACGCUGUGUCCAGACGGCCGUAGCCAUAGCUGAUGAGUUGGAUCUGGUGGUCCUCCUCGACCAAGAAUUGGGCGAAGUCUUCGGCCCAGACAUCUUCGGAGAGUUAGGUGCACGCCCUCGUGCAUGGCGCUCGCGACACGAGCUACACAAGGCCCUGGAAGCCUGGGAGCCAAAGCUGGAGAAGAGCUUCUCCACGGCUCCAGCUCGCCGUGUUUGUUGGCAGAGGGUGCUAGGUUCGGCCCCCAAAUGGGGGGAGCGGAUCCCGGCCGCACGGCAGCGCUACGCGCGACGGUUUCUGCGAUACUUGAGCAGAAGCCGUCGCGGGAACAAGAACUUGAUCGUGGUGUCUCAUGGCAUCAUGGUGCAAACUUGCAUGAAGGUGCUGCCCAGCACAUCGGUUUGGGAUGUGGGCUCAAUUCCUUACUGCAGUGGCCUCAUGGCUCAUUUCUGGCAGAAGCAGUCAUUCACUUCGCAAGAUUCCGUCACGCCCAAGACGUUCCAGGACCAGUUCAGCUUCAUGAUUACCGAGGCGGACAUGAUGGCUCCAACCCAUGCCGCCGAUGCAGAGACGCCUGUGCUUGAACAUACGCCGCUCUCGACUGACUUGUCCGCUGAAGCUGAAGAAGAGUCUCAGCUUCGCCACGCGCGGCUUCAAUGGUGGGAGGUUCAUGUUGUGGGAGCGGACGUGCAGUACGACGUGCCAUCCCCUCGGUCUCGAACACGCUCGAGGAACCGGUAUCAGGACUACCUCGACUCAAUUCGCUCAGACCAUUUCUCCUGGGAGAAUCUCUAUAGCUUGCUCGGAGACCUUCCGGACGAGGUUCCUCUGGAUGCAUUUCAGACCGCGGCAGUAAGGAACGACAGCUUGGACCUUUCCAGUGAUUCGGGCACGCGCAGCUCCAUGGAGAUGUUUCGCAGGCCAAGGAUCACAUCUCUGCAGACGGAGAGUGUGGGAACAACCGACGACCCUGGCACGGAACCGAUCAGCCCGGUGACCCCCCCGGCUCCUAUGCCCGUCUUGAACUUGAAAGCUAGCAGCCUCAUGGGACGAAGGGGCCGGGUCCUGAACCUGAACACCGGGGCACCGCAGGUGCCGCCCUAG